AUGCUCUUUUCUAAAGAUGCAGAUGAUUCAGGACCAAACAUGGCAGAGCUGAGAGGAACACAGAGAAGAAAAGCUCCUCAUUCAUCUCUGGAGAAGGUCAGUCAGCUCGUCCUGCCUGAUGUCGCUCACCGGUUCCUGUUUGGCCCUGAAUGUGAAUUCCCCUUCGCCAGGCUGUUGGUGGGGGCCGUUUUUGGAGCCCUAAGUGGAGCAGCUCUGUUCUUUGGAAUCAGUCACAACAUUUCACUGAGCAGCUUCCACAAAGUUACAGCUGGAUAUAUUUUUGUUGCCCUGUGUGUUCUGGGUGGGAUGCUCUCGUUACAUUUCCGCUGCUCGGUUCUGCUCGUGUUUCCCAGUAUGCUUGGAUCUCGUGGACGCGCUUAUGUGAUGGUGUUUGUCCUGCACUGUCUUUAUCAAGGUCCGAUCUCCAACAUCCAACAUAACGUGCAGGACGUGGUGUUUUCUAUGGGCUGCAACAUCGACCUGCAGAUCAGACACAGUAAGGUCAUGUGGAGGCUGCUGACCGAACCCUUUACUCAGGUGCUGCAGGAAAUAGUGGACGACAAUGUGAUACUUCAGAAAGAGGCACGGAACGUCAGCGAAGGGUUUCAGGCUAUCAGGGACGAGGUGAUGGGGGAGUACGGCUACGACGCUCUGGGUCAGAACCGGACGGAUACGGGGAACAGCACGCAGGAGCAGUACACCGCCAAGACCGCCAUGCGCUGUGACGAUGUGGUGAAGACGGGCAUCGAGCGCUGUCGGGAAUGGUUCAGGGCCAAGUGGCUGGAGUGCAUGGACACCGUUAAAUCUCCCGUCAUCAACCAUUUCGUCUGCGUACCCAUGAAGUUUGAGUUUCUCUGUAAUGUCAUGAGAGUAAUGACGCCGUGGUGUAAGGAUCAGAUCCCAGUGGAAGGAAACUUUGGCCAGACUUUUGACAAGCUCAGUUCAUCUAUUGACAAACUCGGGGAGCAGUUCACCACCGACGUAGUGCUCGAGAAAUCUGAUCAGCAGUCCAUGCUGGCGGUCACGGCUCUGAAGGAUGAAUUCAGAAAGGAGCUGAGGACGUCGUUUCAGGAGAAAAGAGACCUCGUGAAUCAGAUAGUAAAAAUAGUUCAGAUCCUCCUCAGCUUCACGUUCAUCACUGUUUUUGCCUCUGCUUAUGGGUACGCACGCCAGUACAACCGAGACAUCCACUUCGAUAACAUCUACAUCACCACCUACUUCAGACAGAUUGAUGAACGUAGAAACAGAGCGGGUAGGAGAUUCCUGCUGCCGUUAAAGAAAGCAGAAAAGAGCGACUUUAUUGAUCCCCGGAGCCUGAAAAUCCAUUGGAGUGAACUGCAGCUUGUGAUAGGCAGUUUGGUGCAGGUAGUUUCUCUGGCGGUGUUUGUGUGUGUCCUGUUGGCCACUAACGGUGUUCUGUACCACAUUUUUAACAUAAUUCGUAGACACACCUUUACUGAGAGUUCCUACACCAGUAGUCACGACGUCCAUAUUGAUAUUGGUGGAGACUCCAUGUUAGCGAAGCUGCUACGCAGGACCAUCGGUGCUUUUAACACCUCCAGUAAUAUUAAUCUGCAGUCCAGUAAUCAGGAAUGUCUUCCACAACCCCGCGCCCUGAGCAGAUCAGACUACCUGUGGAGUACCCUUCCAGUUCUGCUGAUGGGCGUCAUGUGCUGUCUACAGGUUUAUACCAACCGCCUGCGCAGAGUCAUCACUGCCUUCUACUUCCCCAAGAGGGAGAAGAGACGGAUUCUGUUCCUCUAUAACCUUCAGAUCCAGAGACGCAUCGAGUUUGUCAACAGGCAGUGCAAACAGCUCAGACGACAGCGGCAGGCACCCAAACCAGUGUUGUCCAUGCUGCUGUCGCCUCUAGAACGGCUGGGUUGGGGUGUGUGUUGGUGUUGGGUGUGUACGGAGUGGAUGAGGCAGCGGAGGGCUGUACGUUGCUCCGUUUUAGGAUGUACGGCGCUGUACUGUGCUCAGUGUUGGAGGGAUUUGGGAAGCCACUGCGUCUGCACCUAUCCCAAAGAUAAAGAGCCUCGAGACGGCGACUCGGACUCAGACACAGUUUACUACGUCUGUUAACCUCAUUCACAGAUUCAUGGAAUCCACAAAUAUUCAUAUAAUGUUUUUGUUGUACAUCACUUUGAUUAAACAAGCACUGUCAAAUGCA
Molecule: messenger RNA, 2173 nt
Organism: Trichomycterus rosablanca
Lineage: Eukaryota; Metazoa; Chordata; Actinopteri; Siluriformes; Trichomycteridae
Gene: dcst1
Product: DC-STAMP domain containing 1
Exons: 16
Coding region: 1-2085 (694 amino acids)
Cellular component (GO): membrane
Source: RefSeq, a predicted model, not a curated record